GCACGGAUGUGACGUACGCUCAACACCGGAACUGCACUGCGCAGUGGAAAGAAAAAUGGCGAAUCUCGUGGAGGCGACGUCCCAGCAGCAGUUUGAAGAUUUCUUAGCCAAAGCUGGACAAUGCCUGACUGUGGUGCAUUUCCAGGCGGCAUGGGCUCCUCAGUGUGGCCAAAUGAACGAGGCUAUGGCCGAGCUGGCCAAGGAGCACAAACACACCACGUUUGUGAAGCUAGAGGCGGAAGCGGUGCCGGAGGUGUCGGAGAAGUAUGAAAUCUCCUCUGUCCCCACUUUUGUUUUCUUCAAGGGUGGGGAGAAAGUGGACCGGCUGGAUGGGGCACAUGUUCCGGAGCUUACGAAGAAGGUACAGCGCUUGGCAGUGACUGGGAGUCCUGGUGGAGCUGCGGAAAAUAGCGCCACAGACCUGAACCAGCGGCUGAAGAAGCUAAUCAACGCGGCGCCCUGUAUGCUUUUCAUGAAGGGGUCCGCACAGGAGCCCCGCUGCGGCUUCAGCCGACAGAUAGUGGCCCUGCUGAAGGAGCACAACAUCCAGUUCAGCAGCUUCGACAUCCUAUCCGACGAGGAGGUCCGACAGGGGCUGAAGACCUACUCCAACUGGCCUACCUACCCUCAGCUGUAUGUGAAUGGUGAGCUGGUGGGGGGACUGGACAUAGUGAAGGAGCUUGCUGAGUCUGGAGAGCUGGAGAACACCUGCCCCAAGACUGUCACCUUGGAGCACCGGCUGAAGACCAUCAUCAACCAGAGCCCAGUCAUGCUGUUCAUGAAGGGCAACAAGGAGGGUGCAAGAUGUGGCUUUAGCAGGCAGAUACUGGAGAUUAUGAACGGCACCGGGGUGGAUUAUGACACCUUUGAUAUUCUGCAGGAUGAAGAGGUGCGUCAGGGUCUGAAGACUUACUCUAACUGGCCGACCUACCCCCAACUCUACGUGAAAGGAGAGCUUAUCGGAGGUUUGGACAUAGUCAAGGAGCUGAAGGAGAGUGGAGACCUGGUAUCAGUGCUGAAGGGGGAGUCGUAGGUGGAUUUGCUCUGGCUUCAGAGAUGGGGGAACAAGAAGCUUCCACGCACGCUCAGAUCGGCCCACUGUCACUGAUGCAACAUUACAGGAGUGCCAGGAAGUGUUAAUGGAAGAGUUAAUUAUCAAAUUACUUUCUUAUAACCUAACUAUAGUAGCGUUUGGAUAGGUUCAUGUUCUGUUUAAGGUCAAAAAUGAAACUGAAGUUAACAAUGAGAACUGACUUGUUUUCAACUCUGAAAAUACAUCUCCAGAAAUGUUAAAAGUGAAAGUGAAAGAUUCCUGUACUUGGCCAAACUUUAUAAAUCCUUGCAGUUAGCAACUGGUAAAAACGGCUCCUCCUUGCUGUCUUGACACUGGGUUACUAUCAGGACUUUAGUUGAUAAUAUCUGAUGUGUGCAUUUCUGGAUCACAUCCACAUACAGUCUAUGGUUACAUCUGUCCCUCCAGUAACCACAGCUUUGCACUUAACAACAGGUUUAUAUUUAGUGAACCAUUAUUUGCUCACUGUGUAGCUGAUGCUUCAAGCCGUCCUGUCCAGCUCCUGUCACACACACCUUCACCUGAAAGACAGAAGAAACAUUUACCAUAUCCAAGAAUAACUGUGCUUUAAGUACUUAAGACUUCUUCUUGAUUUGUUUGUUCAUGGAUAACAUUAUGAUUAAACAAUAAUAAACAUGA
This is a messenger RNA of Lates calcarifer (barramundi perch), 1711 nucleotides long. RefSeq names its product glutaredoxin 3 (gene glrx3). Lineage: Eukaryota; Metazoa; Chordata; Actinopteri; Centropomidae. The transcript has a single exon. Bases 56 to 1033 code for a protein of 325 amino acids. The record is from RefSeq and is a predicted model, not a curated record.